Gracilinanus agilis (Agile Gracile Mouse Opossum) is the source of this 2007-nucleotide messenger RNA. RefSeq names its product keratin 20 (gene KRT20). Gene Ontology annotation, molecular function: structural molecule activity. The transcript has 9 exons. The record is from RefSeq and is a predicted model, not a curated record. NCBI's taxonomy places the organism in Eukaryota, Metazoa, Chordata, Mammalia, Didelphimorphia, Didelphidae. The coding region runs from base 13 to 1305 and encodes 430 amino acids.
UCAAUUCCAAUCAUGGAUUUCUCUCCUAGAAGCUUCCAUAGAAGCAGCAGCAGCUCCUCUGGCCAGCCCGGUCUCAACAUGAAUGUGGUAGCUCUUAACAAAAGGGCUGUGGCAAACUUUUAUGCUCCCAGUGUCUAUGGUGGGGCUGGAGGUCAGGGUACCCGAAUUUCACAGACCAAAUUCCAGGCCAAUUAUGGAGGUCGUUUUGGUGGAAGCACCUUUUCUGGUGAUGAAAAACUGGCCAUGCAGAAUCUAAAUGAUCGUCUAGCCAACUACCUGGAAAAGGUCCGUUCUCUGGAGCAGUCCAAUGCCAACCUGGAUCUCAAGAUCAGACAAUGGUACGAGAAGAACUCUUCUUUCAUUAGCCCGGACCACAGCGCCUAUUACAAAACAAUCGAAGACCUCCGAAAUCAGAUUAAGGCUGCCCAGCUGGCCAAUGCCCGUUGUCUCCUGCAACUUGAUAACUAUAAAUUGACCAGUGAGGACUUCAGAUUGAAGUAUGAAGCUGAGUAUGGAAUGAGAAUGAGUGUGGAGGCUGAUCUCCAGGGACUGAAAAAAGUCUUUGAUGAUUUCACCCUAAGGAAGACAGACUUAGAGAUACAGAUCGAAAAUGUAAAUGAAGACUUGGCUUUCCUCAAAAAAAAUCACCAGGAGGAAAUUGCAGUCCUGCAUAAACAGCUAGGCAAAACCGUCAACGUGGAGGUGGAUGCCUCUCCUGGCCAGGACCUUGCAGCCAUCAUGAAUGAAAUGAGGGAGAAAUACAAAAUAAUGGCAGAGAAACAUCUUCAGGAGGCCAAAGAACAGUUUGAGAAACAGAUUAAUAUUCUACAAGAAGAAGUCACAGUGAGCACCACGGAGAUUAAGGCCAAUGAGGCUCAAGUGACAGAGCUAAGACGAAAACAUCAGAGCUUAGAGAUAGAGCUCCAGUCCCUUUACAGUAUGAAACAGUCUUUUGAGCGUGCCCUAGAAGAGACGAACACUCGCUAUGGUUUACUGCUGAAACAGAAUCAAGAAUUAAUACGCUCUUUAGAGGCCCAGCUGAUGCAAGUCCGAACUGAAACAGAACGACAAAAUGAGGAAUACAAAAUCCUUUUUGACAUCAAGACCCAUCUGGAGAUGGAAAUUGCCACCUAUCGCCGCCUCCUAGAGGGAGAGGAUAUCAGAACAACUGAGUUGCCAAUGAUGUGUGUUAGUGAAAGGAAUGUUGAUAUGAGGAAAACCAGGAAGAUUAAGACACUUGUGGAAGAAAUGGUAGAUGGCAAGGUUGUGUCAUCUGAAAUCAAAGAAAUAGAAGAGGAGAUUUAAACAACUAUGAAAAGGAGAUGUAUUCAAUGAUUUGGAAAAUUUUGAUCAAACUUCAAAAUGUUUGAUUAGGAAAGUUCCUUUCAUCCUGAGAGUAUUUUAUGGUAACAAGAGAUAAGAAAUUCAUUGAUUAUACUCUUCUAUGGAAUAAAAAAAAUGCCUUCCAAAUACUCUUCAUUCAGAAUAUUUGCAAAACUAUUGCAUGUAUGUACAAUCAGUGCAAGGAAAUGUAAAGCAUCUUUGUGAUUUCCUUCACUGAAAGUUAUGGAUCUUCUAAUCAUGGGGAGCAGGGGCGGGGAGAACCUAAUUAUAUAGAAACAAAUAUAAAUGGAGGAGAAUUUCUCCUUAGUUUUUUCCCCACUCCCAAAGUACGUAUAAUGUUUUUUCUGUAACCUAUUUCCUAGUCAUGCCUAUUUCUCUAAUGAUCUCACUGAAUUUCAGAGAUCUGAUCUCUCUAUCUCCUCUGAAUUAGACUUCCCUGUCCCUCACCCAAUGAGUAUGGCAUAUUUUUGAAGAACUGACUACAUUUGACUGAUUGUAAUUGUAUAAGAGUCCAGCUUGUAUCAAACUUGUUCAAUAGAUUAAAAAUGUGUGACAUCAUAAUUGGAAUGGGCAUCUAAGAAAUUAUCAAGGACCUUAGCCUCUCUCACAAAAUGAAAUAAUGACUUUCCUUAUACUCUUAUCAAUAAACAAGAUGAUGCUUCA